Nicotiana tabacum (common tobacco) is the source of this 477-nucleotide messenger RNA. The record is from RefSeq and is a predicted model, not a curated record. NCBI's taxonomy places the organism in Eukaryota, Viridiplantae, Streptophyta, Magnoliopsida, Solanales, Solanaceae.
AUGGAUCUACUUCAAGCUCAAUUUCAAGAUUCAUUGGGUGGAAAGAGAUUUUUGAUUGUUUUGGAUGAUGUAUGGAAUGAAGACCAAGAAGAGUGGGAUAAGCUGCAGAGCGAGGAAGGAGUUGAGCAUCCUAAUCUGUUGGAGAUUGGAAAACAGAUAAUCAAGAAAUGUGGAGGUGUACCUUUGGCAGCAAAAACAUUGGGAACUUUGUUGAGCUUCAAAAGAGAAGAAAGCGAUUGGUUGUUUGUGCAAGAGAGUGAGCUUUGGGGUCUUAAGGAAUGUGACAAUGGCAUACUGCCAGCUCUAAGGUUGAGCUACUUACAUUUUCCACUAUACCUCAAGCAAUGUUUUGCAUUCUGUUCAUUGUAUCCUAAAAAUUAUGAAAUUCAGAAGGAAAAGAUAAUCCACACAUGGAUUUCUGAAGGCUUGAUAACAUGCCAUGAGAGAAACAGACAGUUGGAGGAUAUAGGGCAAUAA